This is a messenger RNA of Anopheles coustani, 2559 nucleotides long. Its product is annotated as zinc finger and SCAN domain-containing protein 12. The transcript has 8 exons. Gene Ontology annotation, molecular function: zinc ion binding. Gene Ontology annotation, cellular component: nucleus. The record is from RefSeq and is a predicted model, not a curated record. The coding region runs from base 303 to 1886 and encodes 527 amino acids. Lineage: Eukaryota; Metazoa; Arthropoda; Insecta; Diptera; Culicidae.
CAACUUGCGAUUGAUAAAAGUUUUUACUUUUGUUUACAUCGAGGAGUAGAAUAAAAUUGUCGAUAAAUGCUGCAAACUUGGUGUCCCUGCUAUUUGUCGUAGAGGAGUUCGGAGUUUAAUGUAUCAGUAUUAUCUAAACGAUGUACUAUAUGCUUUUGCGAACCGGAGUAACAGCUUGAUCGCAGGGCGUGUGUAGACCACCAGUGUCGAGCGUGCACUGUCGGAGAAAAACCUCACAAAAAAGUGUUUAACUGCAAAGCAAAACAGUGUGGGACAAGUUCUGCGAAAGUGAAUCCGAUAACAUGACCGACAUGGAACAAUUAACGGUGAAGAAUAUCGAGCUAGAUAAGAUCUGUCGCAUUUGCUUGGUGGUGAAAAAAGAAAUGCGACCCCUGUUCGGGGAAAUGGUAGCUGAAAUGCUCAUGGAAAUUGCUAAAAUACAGAUUGAACAUAUGGACGGCUGGCCAGACAAAAUUUGCGUGCAAUGCAUACAUCAGGUGAGCAGAUGCCAUGCGUUCAAAACGCGUGUGGAAAAGUCUGAUAUUGCGUUAAGACAGUAUAUCAAAGGCAUAACGGUAGUAGAGGAACCAGAACCGAAAGAUGUUAUACCCGUAGAGAUGCCGAAAAUGAGCUUAAGCCCACCAAAACUCCAACAAAUGGCGCCAGCAUUAGUACCACAACAGUUGCAUGAACUCCAUAUUCAGCGAACAGACGUACAAGCCAUCCAAGCUGAGGCUCCAGUAGCCGCGCCAGCUAUGAUACUGACCAGCGCACAAUUAAUCAAUGCUGGUGCGCAGAUAAUUAAUGCUGGCCAUAUCAUCACAACGGCUACCGGACAGCAGAUUAUACAAACGACCCCACAGUUUCAAGCUACCUCGAUUGGGCAAUUUAUACAGGGUCCAAACAAUACUGUGCAAAUGAUAACACAAAACGGACACCCGGCCCACGUCUUACAAAUACAGCGAACGGCUGACGAUCGCUGUGAAAUCAUUGUGCAACCGGAAAUAACUGAGGCACAGUACCUCGAAAACGUAGCAUCGAUGCCAGUGAUGGUAACUGGCCCAAACACUGCAUUACCUGCUGAAUCAUUGCACAUGCAUCCUGCGGAUAUGAUGCAUCAUCACGCUCACUUGGAAAGUCACGAACCUGAGCAGAUAGAGUUAGAGGACAGUGAGGAAGAAGCGCACAUGGAGGAAGAAAAGUUGGAAGAACCUGACGACAACGAUUGCAUGAUAGCAGAUGAUGAAACAGUUGAAACCGACGAAAUGAUAGAAGAGGACGGUGGAAUCGAUGACACUGAGAUAGAAUAUUACGCCCAGACGGAAUGCGAAGAAACAGACGAAGAGGAAAAACAGAUAGGUGCGGACACAACGGAUUUCGUCACGUUCCAAACAUCGUGUCCUAGUCCAGGCCGGUACGUCUGCAAUCUCUGCCAUAAGGAAUUCAAUCAGCCCAAAUGGUUACAAAUGCACAUGUCUUCACAUGCAAAUUGGAUUAAGGCAAAUUGUAAAAAACAACCAGAAUGUGAAAUUUGUCAUAAAAGCUUCCGCGGGCCUGGAAUGCUUCGCAUGCACAUGAAAACACACGAGAAGGUGAAUAAAACUCCAACAUGUAGCAUUUGCAAUAAGGAAUUCAAAUCAAAAUCCAUACUCUAUCGACAUCGACAAACACAUUUUGAGAAAACAUUUGAGUGUUCAAUGUGCGAGAAAAAAUUUAGUUCCAAGUAUCAGCUGAAUAUGCACGAGCAACGUCACAGAAAGCAGCGAAGUCAUAAAUGCCCGCACUGUGAUAAGGCGUUCUUUCACGAGUCGGAACUGAAUAACCACAUCCAGCAACAUUUGGGGAUCAAAGUAAAAACAAACAAAAAAAAUUCGCCCAGCAGUUAAUCAAUGAGUGCUAAGUGUAUACCCUGCCAUUUGGUCAGCCGGAAAAACGUAUGUUGGUAAACAGGUAAAUGCAUACUGGCUCAAAUUUUCACUAGUACAGUUGUUUGUUGAAAACAGGGGUUACAAAAGAAGAGAUACAGUAGUAGAUUUAAAUUACAAAGCAUAUAACAGAGCUUAUCGAACAGGUUUCGAGAUCUAACCUGCUAAUCUUGGCUAGUAUGCCAAACAUGAGCAUAUUAGUUCGUUCAUUACUGUGUUUCUUUUAACUCGUCUUCGAUUGGUGCAAUUCAUGUGGCUCAAUGAUUGUCAUAAGAGGCCACAUUACCUAUUUAGAUAUAUCCAUACUCUAUGGACUCUGCGGACACAGGCGAUAUCUAAAACCUAACAUAACUAUCGAGCAAACACUAUAUACUAAGUACGUAGGUUGCCUUUUAAGUUUCAGGAUUUGAAAAAACUGGUGAUGCAAUCUACCAACUAACAAUGUUAUCGUAAAGUUUGACGUUUUUGGGGUUAUCCAUACUCAGAAUGUUUUGACAUACGAGCGCUAUUUGUGUUGUUAAAAAAAUGUUUGAAGUUUCAAUGUCCGCCAAAUUGUGGAAUUGGGUCGUGGACAUUUUCGUGCGAUUAUUUUUUGUAACUUUCGACGUGAAUUGACACAGCAGUAGUGCAUGAA